CCGUAUGAAUGGGAUAACGUUACAGCUAUGGCGAGGAUAGUUUAGCAACAAAACGACUAGUUAAUUUUAGGGAAAAGAUCUUGGUUUGGAUUAAAACACUCACGAGGAACAAACACGCGUUUCCUGGGUUAAAGUAUUUAAAAAAAAUACAGGACUAUAUUAGCCUAGAUUUUGCUUAACUUCCGGCGUUAGCUGUAUCCCUUUUAGCCACAAUCAUAGCUAAUAUAAUAACGUUACGCCAAAUAAAACCUAACUGAAGGCAGUCUUGUUUAGAGCUACAAAAACGUACCGUCCACACCAAAAGCCUUGUCUUUUGUCCAAACGACGAACUUUGUCAUCGUGUCCUCCUCGAAACCUUUAAGAUUCUGAUCAAAACACCCAUUCGAGGGGAAUCGUUUACAACCACCGGUCGCCAUUAGUGUUUAGAAUUCGCGGGAUUUUGCGAGAUUUGCGUCACUUCCCGCCUAUUAGAGACAGACGCUCACACCAACCACGAUAUAAACUGUAGUUUGAAUGUCUUUAAAGCAUUUGAUUGUACAACCCGUUCUUAUUAUACACCCAUGUACACAAUACGCACAGCCUGGGAAAAACCUUGCCUUGCAGACUGAAUGCAGGGUAAAAACAAACCUAUGACAUAUAAUCUCGCGAGAAGAGUUGUUGUGGUGGCGCGAAUUAACAAGGAUUCUCAGACACACAGAGCUCAGUAGCUGGUGGACGUUUCUUCGGUAAACUUUUUCUAAACUACUCCGUGUGAAACGCUUAUAACGUUACAUUUUACUUUUUAGUUCAGCAUACAGGUCGCGUUCCGGUUAACGUUGUCUGUUUGCUUCGUGACCGAAAAGUAUGUCGGACGCUUUGUCUGAUGCCGGCAGCGACGUCAACCAAGAUGACGCUCAGGAGGAUGUUAUGACCCCGGCGGAGCUGAUAGCCAAACUGGAAGAAGCUUGGCUGAAUGAGAAGUUCUCCCCGGAGCUGCUGGAGAACAAAUCGGAGGUGGUGGAGUGUGUGAUGGAGCAGCUGAGCCACAUGGACGCCAACUUGCAGCGGGUGAAGAAAGGCGACGCGAAGGCCAGCAUCCAUCGCAUGGAGAUCGACAGGAUUCGCUUCGUGCUCAGCAGCUACCUGCGCUCUCGUCUGAGGAAGAUUGAGAAGUUUUUCCCGCAUGUCCUGGAGAGAGAAAAGUCUCGAGGGGAGGGAGAUCCGUCGCUGCUUUCACCCGAGGAGUUUGCCUUUGCCAAAGAGUACUAUGCGAACACAGAAACCUACCUGAAGGCUGUAGCACUGAAGCGCAUGCCGCCCAACCUGCAGACGGUGGAUAUGCUCAAAGCAGUGCCUGAGCCCUGCCUGGACUCGUUUGUGUUUCUUCGAGUGAAGGACAGACAGGAAAACAUCUUGGUCGAGCCUGAAACCGACGAUCAGAGAGAGUACGUUGUAGAUCUGGAAGAGGGCUCUCAACAUCUGAUGCGGUAUCGAACGAUCGCACCGCUUGUUUCCAGCGGAGCUGUGCAGUUGAUCUGAACGUUGAGGUCUGUCUGUUGCUGUGGAUGUGCUUGGCUCCCGGAGGUCAGAAAAAUGAGCAGUGACCUAUUUUUGUAAUAUGAGGAACAUUAACCUGCAGAGAUUACAUCUGGGAAUGCACCCAUCUUCCUCACCCUUGUCGGGAUUAAGGACAAACUCGUGGGACACUAACGCUGCCGUUAGCGGCUGCAUGUCUUCCAGUUACAAGUUACUCUGGAAAAAUAACCGCAAACAUCACUCAUAUCGUCAGAAGUGUUUGCUGACGAAUGAACCCUGUUCACCAAAGCAGCGUUCGCAGAGCUGCGGUGUUAUUUUUGGCUCUUUUUAAUCAUGUCACAGCAUUAGUUUGGUUACAUAAUCAUAAUGUAUUCUGAUGUGUUGGUGUCUGUGAGGUUGCUAAAGAAAAGUUUAAUCUGCUGA
Molecule: messenger RNA, 1938 nt
Organism: Perca flavescens (yellow perch)
Lineage: Eukaryota; Metazoa; Chordata; Actinopteri; Perciformes; Percidae
Gene: gins4
Product: GINS complex subunit 4 (Sld5 homolog)
Exons: 8
Coding region: 844-1518 (224 amino acids)
Biological process (GO): DNA-templated DNA replication; double-strand break repair via break-induced replication
Cellular component (GO): GINS complex
Source: RefSeq, a predicted model, not a curated record